Messenger RNA from Branchiostoma belcheri (Belcher's lancelet), 528 nucleotides. Its product is annotated as mitochondrial carnitine carrier-like. The transcript has 4 exons. The record is from RefSeq and is a predicted model, not a curated record. Lineage: Eukaryota; Metazoa; Chordata; Leptocardii; Amphioxiformes; Branchiostomatidae. Bases 25 to 378 code for a protein of 117 amino acids.
UUUGGAGUGACGUGGUGCCGUACGAUGGGACUGAUGUGUACAUACUUUAUCCUGGUGGACAGCACACGCAGACACUUCCCCGAUGUCUUUAAGAGACCGCUGCUAGGGCCUUUCCUCACGUCAGGAGUCGCAGCAACGUUGGCUUGGUGGAUUGUGUGGCCGCUAGAAAACAUGAAGUCUCAAGUGCAGGGCAACUAUGGCAAGGAAAUGUCCACGUGGCAGAGGAUAAAGUUUAACAUGAAGGAGCGCGGUGGAUUCUGGGGUCUGUACCGAGGUCUGGGCCCUGGGACUGCCCGCAGUUUCCUCGCUAACGGUACCAGUAUGAUUGUCAUGGUGAACGCACAGAAGAAAGUGUCAGAGUGGGGGCUGAGGGGCUGAUUUUAUAUAAGCAUUAUCAGUCUAAAGGAUUUCAAGUGAUUGAUUGUUCUUAUAUGUUGGUGGAGGUUAGACAUCCAGGUAAUGAGAUACACAAGGAAAUUGUUACUCAAACAACUGGGUAGAUUGAAAACCUAUCCAGUUGCUCGAGUU